This is a messenger RNA of Cannabis sativa, 2372 nucleotides long. Its product is annotated as 4-coumarate--CoA ligase-like 9. Gene Ontology annotation, molecular function: CoA-ligase activity. Lineage: Eukaryota; Viridiplantae; Streptophyta; Magnoliopsida; Rosales; Cannabaceae. The record is from RefSeq and is a predicted model, not a curated record. The transcript has 6 exons. Bases 478 to 2154 code for a protein of 558 amino acids.
CUCAAUACUUUAAGAGAAAUUUUUAUCAGCUAAAAAAAUUCAAAAUUAUAAUUUAAUACAUAUUAAAAUUUAAAGAAUAAAAAUCCUAAUUAACCUCUAUAUAAUUGAUUUUGCUGGCACUAUAGUCUAACCUACAAAUUAAGAGGAGGUGGUGUGUGAAUUGGGAGUUAUAAACAUGUAGAAAGUAUUCCCAUUGUUAUCCACACUCCAUCCAUCCAUGUAAUUUGUUUUUGUUAUGUACUUAUCUGUAACUACCAUCCUACUAAAAUUCCCCAAAUUGUUUUAAUUUUUCCAAAUCAAAAUGACCUAAUAAAGUCAUUAUCAAAAAAAAAAAAUGACCUAAUAAGGUCAAAAUAGUUGGAAUUUAUAACUACUUUUUUCUAACCUUAUUGAGAGACAGGUCACAGGUGUAUUUUCCAUCAGUCCACAAAAUUCUCACCAAAGCUUAACGUGCUUCUGCCUUUGAGCCAUUCAAUCAUGGGCUCACAAAACCCAAACCCGAACCCGGUUCCGGCCAUAGACCCGAAAAGCGGGUUCUGUUCAGAGACUAGAACCUACCACAGUCUCAGACCCAACAUCUCACUACCACCCGAAACGACGCCGUUUUCCAUCGUCGAUUACCUCUUCUCCCACCUCCACUCCUCGCAUCCUCCGCCGUCUUCCACUCCAGCUCUCAUCGACGCCGCCAACGGUCGCCGCAUUCUCUUCACCGAUUUCACACGACGAGUACGGACCUUAGCUUUCUCUCUCCAAACUCGUCUCGGGAUCUCCUCCGGAGACACCGCCUUCGUUCUCUCUCCUAACUCGCUCCAUAUUCCGAUUCUCUACUACUCCUUGCUCUCUCUCGGCGUCGUUGUUUCUCCGGCCAAUCCAGCCAGCACGACGGCUGAGAUUUCCCGCCAAAUUCAGCUAUGUAAACCGAUGGUCGCAUUCGCCACCGCAGAAACCGCAGGGAAGGUAUCCUCUCUCCGAUUAGACACCGUAUUAAUCGACUCGGACGAGUUCGAAUCCAUGAUGACGAGUGAGAUCGGUGAGUUGCGUCGAGUUGAGGUGAACCAGUCGGAUACGGCUACGAUUCUUUACUCGUCGGGGACCACGGGGUUAGUCAAAGGAGUGGAGUUGACUCACCGUAAUUGGAUAUCGGUGGUGGCCGGAGCAUUAUCUGAUCGGCGGGAUAGAGCGGCGCCGGCGAUUGUGUUGUGUUGUGUUCCUUUCUUUCACGUGUACGGGUUCGCUUACUGCUUGAGGACAAUUGGACAAGGUGACACGUUAGUGACGAUGGGGACAGGAAGGUUUGAUCUGAACCAUAUGUUGAGAACGAUCGGAGGGCUGAGGGUGAGCCAUGUGGCAUUGGCUCCGCCGGUAGUUGCAGCUGUCGUGAAGCGUGAGAUUGAAAGGGAGGGCUAUGAUUUGAGCUCUCUUGAAGCCAUUGCUUGUGGCGGCGCUCCGCUGCCCAGAAGUAUUAUUGAACAGUUGAGAAAACAGUUGCCCAACGUCCAAUUGGUCCAGGCAUAUGGGCUAACGGAGUCAACUGGGCGAGUGUUUGCAACAGUGGGAUUGAAAGAGAGCAGAGUAGAAGGAGCAACGGGAAAGCUUGUGUCGAAUUUCAUAGCCAAAAUUGUGGACCCUGAAAAUGGGACUGCCAUUGGUCUACCUCCAUUAACAACUGGAGAGCUUUGGCUUAAAGGGCCAUUUGUAAUGAAGGGUUAUGUUGGAGACAAUGAAGCAACCGCUGCAGUUGUGGAUCCAGAAGGAUGGCUCAAAACUGGAGACCUUUGCUACAUUGACAAUGAAGGCUAUCUCUUUAUUGUAGAUCGACUUAAAGAAUUAAUCAAAUACAAGGGCUAUCAGGUUGCCCCAGCUGAAUUGGAGCAUCUGCUUCAUUCACAUCCAGAUGUAAUUGAUGCAGCUGUUGUUCCGUACCCUGACGACGAAGCUGGUCAACUUCCUAUGGCCUUUGUGGUCAAACGCCCUGGAAGUGCUGCUGAUGAGUCACUAAUCAUGGACUACAUCAAGGAAAAGGUUGCUCCGUACAAGAGGAUAAGAAAGUUGAGGUUCAUUGAUUCAAUACCAAGGAAUGCACAGGGAAAGGUGUUAAGGAGGAAUUUAAUCAAACUUGCAUCAUCAUCAUCACCUCCCACUUCGAAGUUAUAAUUUGUUCUUGAUGCUACAUUCUCUUAUUGUACUUUAGAGAUAUAGUCUCUCCAACUAAAAUCUUAAAGCUAUUCUACAAUUCCCUUAUUAGAGGGUCACACGAUCAAUGAGCUUCCGAUGUAUUGUGCUUCAGAUUAUAAAGCAUUUCAUCAAAUUAUAUAGAAGAGAUAUAUCUGUAUAUUUGAAAAGGUAAAUGAUCAAAAAAAGUUGUGCAACAA